AUGCUUUGGUUGUUGUAUUGGCAAUGGGUUAACAAAUACUAUGCAGAGACUCCUCAUGCUAUAGCCAAUGGUGAACAGGGGAUGAACAUAAACUAUAAGCAGAGGUGGUUUAGGAUUAAUGAGUUCACUAACAAGUUCUGCGGGGCUUAUGCAGCUGCAGAGAGACUAACCAGUAGUGGACACUCUGAGAACGAUGUGCUGAAGAUGGCUCACGACAUCUACUUCUCUGAAUAUAAGACGAAGUUUACAAUGGAGCAUUGCUGGUGUUUGUUAAGGUUUGAGCAGAAAUGGUUAAACCUUAAAGCUAUUAACAACCCUUUAACUUCAGUCAGAACAAAGAGGAAACCAGUUGCUGCAGCUUCACAAUCCGAGUCAGGUUCACAAUCCGAGGCAGCUUCACAAUCCGAGUCAACCCACACUGAGCAAGACUUUGAGAUAAGGCCUCAAGGUAUCAAGGCUGCAAAGGCCAAGAGGAACACUGCUCAGGGGAAGGCUCUAGCUGAGUACAAAAGCAUGUGGGAAGUAAAGAAGGUGGAUAUGGCUGAAAAAGAUAAGCUACAGAAGCUUGGCAUACUAGACACACUUUUUGCCAAACCAGAGCCACUUAGUGAAGCUGAUCAAGUUAUCAAGGAUAAGAUAGUGGCUCAGUAUUUCUGA
Camelina sativa (false flax) is the source of this 657-nucleotide messenger RNA. Its product is annotated as glutathione S-transferase T3-like. The record is from RefSeq and is a predicted model, not a curated record. Lineage: Eukaryota; Viridiplantae; Streptophyta; Magnoliopsida; Brassicales; Brassicaceae.